This is a messenger RNA of Penaeus vannamei (Pacific white shrimp), 900 nucleotides long. NCBI's taxonomy places the organism in Eukaryota, Metazoa, Arthropoda, Malacostraca, Decapoda, Penaeidae. The record is from RefSeq and is a predicted model, not a curated record.
AUGCAUACACCUGAGAGCGAAAAUGCCCGACAUAUACUCACCACCAGCGACGCCUGCUCCCGCGAGUGCCCCUUCACCCUCCAGCCGGUGUGCGGGAGUGACGGGAAAACCUACAGCAACGAGUGCGAGUUGGAGGUGGCCGCCUGCAGGGACCCGGAUGUCAGGAUGCUGGCCAUGUGCGCUUGUCUGAUGGAUCCGAAAUGCAACCGUCAGUGCACGGCGGAGUUCGACCCCGUUUGUGGCAGCAACGGAAUCACGUAUCCGAACCACUGCACGUUCGACAUUGCAACUUGCAACAACCCGACGAUUACGAAAGUCCGACACGGGCGUUGUGACAACCAACGGGAGUGCGCGACGACCACCUGCCAGCAGCCGUACGACCCCGUGUGUGGCAGCGACGGCAAGACGUACGAGAACGACUGUGCUCUCGAGGCCAAGAUCUGCGUGAAGCCGGAGCUCUACAAAGUGGCCAAUUGUCAGUGCGCCCCGGAGUGUCCCAAGGCGGAGUGCACACGAGAGUACAAGCCGGUGUGCGGGAGUGACGGAGUGACUUACGUGAACGACUGCCUCUUCGACAACGCCCGCUGCCGGGAUCUGUCGUUGAGGGUCCUGAGGAGUGGAGAGUGCGAUUCGGAUAACUGUGACUUGAAGCAGUGCACGACGGAUUACCAGCCAGUCUGCGGGAGCGACGGUGGCACCUACAGGAACCAGUGCCACUUUGACGUCGCAGCUUGUAAGGAUGCGAUGUUGGUCAAGGCGGGAGACGGAGAAUGCUCGUCUGUAUUGCAGUAAAGCAGCUUGGAUUGUCACUACAAGAAGAACAAAACUGGUAUAUAUAUCAUCUAGUCUAUUUUACAAUUAUUCUAAUUACUGUGUAUGGUGAAAUAAAAUAAAAGUAAA